Metarhizium album ARSEF 1941 is the source of this 1449-nucleotide messenger RNA. Its product is annotated as will die slowly. The transcript has 2 exons. Lineage: Eukaryota; Fungi; Ascomycota; Sordariomycetes; Hypocreales; Clavicipitaceae. Bases 1 to 1449 code for a protein of 482 amino acids. Gene Ontology annotation, molecular function: protein binding. The record is from RefSeq and is a predicted model, not a curated record.
AUGCAUUCGGCCGACCGUCUCACGCCCGACACGCCUCCCACCAAGCGGCACAAGACGCACGACGACUCGCCACAGCGUUCAAGCUCGCCGGGCGGGUCUCCCCAUGCCAGGAAACACUCAGAGGCCCCGUGGCAGGAGACUCGCGAUCCCUCACCAUCCAGAUACGACGCGACGAGAAGUCCCAGUGCCACGGGCUCAAACAAGUACUAUUCAUCGCGGUCUCGCUCGCGAAGACGGUCAAGAUCCAUCUCCACCUCGGAGUCGAGCACGCGGUCAGGGUCGCCCCCUCGUUCCCGCACGCAUUCUCGCCGGCUGUCCGGGUCGUCAACGUCCUCUGACCGCACGCGAACCGAGUCCUACUCGCCCCGGCCGCGACAACACACACCGGCCCGUGAGCCCUCGAAGCCCAACUACAGGCCACGUCUGGUGCUGCACGGCCACACAGGCCCCGUCUCACAGGUCAGGAUAUCGCCAAAUGGCAGAUUCAUCGCCUCAGCGUCCGCAGACGCAACCCUCAAGCUGUGGGACGCCGCGACCGGCGCGCACAUGGACACGCUGGUCGGCCACAUGGCGGGCUUGAGCUGCGUCGCAUGGACUCCGGACAGCAACACCCUGGCCAGCGGCUCCGACGACAAGGCCAUCCGCCUGUGGGAUCGCGUGACGGGACGCCCGAAAACGACCACGCGCAAAUCAGUCGCGGGCCAGGAAAUGGCCGCCCUGCGCGGCCACCACAACUAUAUCCACUGCCUGGCGUUCUCGCCAAAAGGAAACAUCCUCGCCAGUGGCUCCUAUGACGAAGCCGUGUUCCUAUGGGACGUCAGGGCCGGACGGCUGAUGAGGAGCUUGCCGGCUCACAGCGACCCCGUCAGCGGCAUCGACUUUUGUCGAGACGGCACACUGGUCGUGAGCUGCUCGACGGAUGGACUGAUUCGAGUCUGGGACACCUCGACCGGCCAAUGUCUCCGGACACUCGUCCACGAGGACAAUCCCGCCGUGACAAACGUCUGCUUCUCCCCCAACGGCCGCUUUGUCCUGGCCUUUAAUCUCGACAACUGCAUACGUCUUUGGGACUACGUGGUGGGCACCGUGAAAAAGACGUACCAGGGCCACCGGAACGAGAAAUUCGCCAUAGGUGGCUGCUUUGGUGUCUUGGACGAAGAGCCCUUUGUCGCCUCUGCAAGUGAAGAUGGCGAUGUGGUACUGUGGGAUGUCAAUAACAAGGAGAUACUGCAGAGAAUCCUGACAGGCCACAAAGGUGUCUGUUUCUGGGUUGAUGUCAACGGCGAGACUUUGGCAAGUGCUGGACAGGACCACACCAUUAGAGUGUACAAACACAUAAGGGAGGGCGACGACACAAAUGAGAAUGCCCAGUCUGAGGUGGCGAUGGCGAGCCAGUUGCAGGGUGAGCUGCCUAUUCGGCAGGAGGACAUCAAGUUAGAAGAUGCGUGA